AUGUCGCUUACUCUUGCAGGACCUUCCCGCCAAACAUUCCUAUAUAUCAAAUCAAUCCCUUCCAAGAAAACCUCAAAAGUAAUCUCAACAACCCAACGUUAUGCCUCCGGUCCCAAUCCCCAUCUCACACCAUUAGAUGCCAAACAAGAUGCUCUCCGUUCCCUCCUCUAUCCACCCGAAGCCUCAUCCUCUUCUUCUCCCGUAGGUUCAUACCAUCCUUCUCUACUCCCUCGUCUCAAACAUGUCAUAGGUGAUCCAGAAGUACACGAAACUAUCGAACGGGCGUACAAACUUCAUCAACGACUACAACGUGAAACUCAGACCCGAUCGUUGCAACUGAAAUAUCGAGCUAUGGUCGAAGCUUGUGAAGAGCUUUUGAGGAUGUCCGAAGAGGGUGAGGUGGAGAAGAACGUUUAUGAUAGAGCUAUGACGAAAAGUGGACAGAGUGAAAAGGUUGAGGGGGAAAUUAAGAGGGGUAAUCCGGAGGUCAAAUGGGCCGCAGCGAGAUUAGAGGGGUUGUUCCCUAGGGAAAUGGGAGUUCCAGUAGAGAGUAGAGGUAAAAGUUGGGAUUAUGGCUGGAGAAGACCGGGAAGUGAUUAG
Tremella mesenterica DSM 1558 is the source of this 600-nucleotide messenger RNA. RefSeq lists its product as uncharacterized. The record is from RefSeq and is a predicted model, not a curated record. Gene Ontology annotation, molecular function: structural constituent of ribosome. Bases 1 to 600 code for a protein of 199 amino acids. Gene Ontology annotation, biological process: mitochondrial translation. NCBI's taxonomy places the organism in Eukaryota, Fungi, Basidiomycota, Tremellomycetes, Tremellales, Tremellaceae. The transcript has a single exon.